Molecule: messenger RNA, 408 nt
Organism: Rhizopus microsporus ATCC 52813
Lineage: Eukaryota; Fungi; Mucoromycota; Mucoromycetes; Mucorales; Rhizopodaceae
Exons: 1
Coding region: 35-331 (98 amino acids)
Source: RefSeq, a predicted model, not a curated record
AUUUUUUUCUCUUUCUUUAUUUUUUUUUAUAGAAAUGGGCUUCAUUGAGAAAAUUAAAAACAACAUUGACUAUUAUAAACUUGAUAAAUAUACAAAGAGAAGAGUAUCUCAGUCUCAGUUUGAGUCUCAUGAUCGACGAUAUUAUGAAAAUGUCUAUAGAGAUGGUGAUUACAUAGAUCCCAGUCAAGCACAGUACUCAGGUCCUACUCGUUCACACCUAUCAUAUAAACAAUCUCGUUGGUCAUUUCAUGAAAUGUUGAAGAAACCAGUUAAUAAAUCAGCUACAAGACACAUAAGGACUUCCGAGACUUAUACUUUUGGUCGAGCUUGACGAUAAAGAACAGAGAGUGCUUUGUAUAUUUGUGUGUAAAAAUAAAUAAAUGUUUAUAUGAAGAAAUGUGUACAUAU